This is a messenger RNA of Aspergillus aculeatus ATCC 16872, 1713 nucleotides long. RefSeq names its product DUF4238 domain-containing protein. NCBI's taxonomy places the organism in Eukaryota, Fungi, Ascomycota, Eurotiomycetes, Eurotiales, Aspergillaceae. The coding region runs from base 1 to 1713 and encodes 570 amino acids. The transcript is spliced from 2 exons. The record is from RefSeq and is a predicted model, not a curated record.
AUGACAGAACGCGGGCAGCAGAAACAUCACUUUAUACCACGGUUUAUUCUGCGAAAGUUCGCCCCGACGGAGCAGCCACCAGCUGGGCCGGCCGCAUCCCCCAGCGCAGCCUCGCGCCGUCGCGACUUUCUCGUGAACAAGGUCGACCUGCAGAUCCCAGCGCUGACCCAGCGUCCGGUGUCGACCGAGUUCGCCCUUGUGGACAUGUACCGCGACCCGGGGUUCGACGAGAACCCGAACCACCUGGAAGAGAAGCUAUCGAGGCUCGAGGGUCGCGCGAGCGAGAUUAUCGCCAAAGCGGGUCGGACCUUCGCCGCCCGUGGCUCGAUCCUCACGCUGCAACGGAUCGAAGUCGACACGCUGCGCAAGUUUCUCUUCCUCAUGAAGUAUCGGAACACGGGGAUGUUCGACCGGUACAACCACGAUGAUGCUCGCAGCUACCAGGCCGACGACCGCGCGCGUAUGUUGCGGUACAUGCAGACCAAAGGAUUCGCGACGCCACGCGACGUGUGGUUCGACAACCUGCGGCAGAUCCUGGACCUGGAGCUGGAUGAUGCGGGGAGAAGCUGGCGCGAGACGCUGCGCCGCCGGAUCUACCCGGACGACGCGGCCAUGUUCGAGCAUCACCUCCUGCACAGCUUCAUGGCGUUCGGGGAGCCGGACGACCCUCAGGAGGAGUUUCUGCUGACCGAGAACGCGUUUGGCAUCUUCGAGGGGCCGUGCUCGACGACCGUGGACCCGCAGAGCGGGCACAGGGAGAUCAGUGUGUAUACCGAGUUCCACAAUUUCGCACCGCUCGCGCCUCGACUCGCGAUCAUCCUGCGGAGCAACCUGCUGCCGUUCCCGGGCGAUCGGGGGCUCGCGCAAUCCCUACGCGCCAGCCUGGUAGAAGCACAGCGCGCGGCCCACCACCACCCGGACGAGGCGGGAUCAAUGCUGCUCGAUUUACCCAUCCGUCCGUGCGAGACCAGCUACCACAACCCGGUCGUCGUCGUCGUCGACUCGCCCGCCGCGUUUCACCGCAACGACCAGUUCCGGUUCCAGUGCUUUCGGCUGUCCUCCGCCCACGUGGCCACCAUCAACAGCCUCUUCCUAGAGGAAGCGUACCCUACCGCCUCGAUCGUCUACCACUCCCCGGUAUCCCUUCGGGCGAGCAUCGAGAGAUAUUUGGCAGAUGAGGACCCCCGCUUGAAACAAGUGCUGGACGUGCCGGGCGACCGACGGCGCGCAUACCUCGGCGCACUGCAGAAAGUCCUCGCCGAUCUGGGCGGCUCGGCCCAGUGCCGCAUCCACCCGUUCGACCUCGCGGUGGCGCGAGUCCGAGUCCAUAUGGCCAUGAAUGUGGGGUUGCUGGUUGGGAUUCAACUGCUGGGGAGCCUGCCGCGGCGAAGCCUGCCGCCCGUGUAUCGUCGGCUCAGACCAGACGCCACCCUGGAGACAUUCUGGUACGACCUAGAUCAGGCCAGACGGCUCAUGGUGCUGAGAACAAAGAUUGAUCGGGCGAUUUCGACCUCCAAGCUCACAGAGGGGGCUAAAACCCUGGUCCGGGGCCGGAGAGAUGUGUUCUUCGGGAGCUUCCCCCCAGGUAGACAGUGGCUGCUGUGGAAGAUCGCGCGGAAUAUGAGCCGGUGUGACGUGGGCGAUACUCUGGAUCCUAUACCAAUCUUGGACCUGAAUGGCCCUGAAGAUGCGUUUUGGACCUUGCCGUUCUGA